AAAAACUCUAGGGAGAUGACGAAUCAGUCAGAGGCAGACAAUUUUCCUGACUCCAAGGACGCAUCGGGGGACGUCCAGAGGGGCAAACUCUCUCCUGGUCUUCACGGAGUCUCUGACAUCCGUCAUAAUUUCGAUGGAUCUGCAGGAGAAAGGUGCAUCUUUUCUCCAUCUACCCAGCCACAGUCAGUCUCAGCAGCUCCCAGUGCCAUGUUCCCCUACCCGACCCAGCAUGGACCAGCGCACCCGGCUUUUUCUAUUGGAAGUCCCAGUCGUUACAUGGCCCAUCACCCGGUCAUCACUAACGGAGCUUACAACAGCCUUCUGACCAACACGUCUCCUCAGGGCUACCCGGCGGCGGGCUACCCUUACGCGCAACAGUAUGGACACACUUACCAGGGAGGGGCUUUUUACCAGUUCUCCACAGCGCAAGCAGGACUGGUUCCGGGGAAAGCGCAGGUGUAUCUGUGCAACAGGGCCCUGUGGCUGAAGUUUCACAGGCACCAAACGGAGAUGAUCAUCACAAAGCAAGGACGACGAAUGUUCCCAUUUUUAAGCUUCAACAUUUCUGGCCUUGACCCAACUGCUCACUACAAUAUAUUUGUGGAUGUAAUACUUGCUGAUCCAAAUCACUGGCGAUUUCAAGGAGGCAAGUGGGUGCCAUGUGGAAAAGCAGACACAAAUGUAACAGGAAAUAGGGUUUAUAUGCACCCGGACUCACCAAAUACCGGAGCGCACUGGAUGCGUCAAGAAAUAUCAUUUGGAAAGCUAAAGCUUACAAACAACAAAGGUGCCUCCAACAACACAGGACAGAUGGUGGUUCUCCAGUCUCUCCACAAGUACCAGCCCAGGCUCCAUGUGGUGGAAGUGAACGAGGAUGGGACAGAGGACACCAGCCAGCCAGGGAGAGUCCAGACGUUCACCUUCACAGAAACGCAAUUCAUCGCCGUCACCGCUUACCAGAACACCGACAUUACGCAACUGAAAAUCGACCACAAUCCGUUUGCUAAAGGAUUUCGGGACAACUAUGACACUGUCUACACAGGCUGCGACAUCGACCGCCUCACUCCAUCACCGGGUGACUCUCCGCGUUCACAGAUCGUGCCGGGUGCGAGAUACGCCAUGCCUAGCUCUUUCCUGCAGGACCAAUUUGUCAGCACUUAUGCCAAAUCUCGCUUUCACCCUGGCGUGGGGACUGGUCCUGGCACGGAGCGCAGCGUCCCACUCGGCAACAGCUUGCUGUCCCCGCAGCAAAGCGACGAUCCCACUGUUGCCUCCCCCCCGCAGCGAUGGUUUGUCACCCCUGCCAACAACCGACUGGACUUUGCUGCCUCGGCAUACGACGCCGCCGAUUUCGCCGGUAACGCGGCCACCUUGCUGUCCUACGCGGCGGCCGGAGUGAAGGCUCCCCUGCCGACUGCAGGCUGCUCCAACCGGCCUCUUGGCUACUACGCAGACCCGUCGGGCUGGGGAGGACGCACGCCGCCGCAGUACUGUGGCGUGAACAGCAAGGCCAGCUCGGUCUUUUCCUGCUGGCCGACUAACUCGAUCGGUGGCAGGGCGGGCACCAACUACCUGGCCGAGGAGGUCGACUCCAUCACGACAGAGAGGUCGCCGAUCGGCGGCUCGGACGAGGCCAAACCCAAAGACAUGACAUCCGAGUCGAGCUGGAUAGAGACGCCGUCCUCCAUUAAGUCCAUUGAUUCGAGCGAUUCCGGUAUCUUUGAGCAGGCCAAGAGGAGAAGAAUCUCACCUUCUGCCACGCCGGUUUCAGAGACAGUGUCCCCGUUAAAAUCUGAGUUGCUGGCACCGAGAGAGUGUGAGAAAAACUGCACAAAGGACAUUGAGGACACAGCGGGAGAGCUCAUGCAUUCAAAAAACUUGGAGGCUCCUUGGCUCUGCACAUAUCAGAGGAAUGAUGAUGAGGCGGUGGUGGACCGAGGAGGAGCACGGUCCCAACAGGGAACCAACUUUGGCCAGGAGGACCUUGAAGGCCACAGGACGCUCUACAUCGGGGUCCACGUCCCCUUGGGCAGUACCAGGCGCCACAGCCAUCGCAGGCACCAUCACCAUGGAAACAAACAGAGGAAAAGGAGCAGGGACCGGGCCCCCACCUUGGUGGAGGGUAGAGAGUCUCCUGCUUAUGACACUCCCUCCCAGAGAGUGCAGUUCCUGCUCGGCACUGAGGAUGAUGAUGAGGAGCAUAUUCCUCAUGACCUCUUCACAGAGAUGGAUGAAAUAUGUGUGCGGGAUGGAGAAGAUCCUGAGUGGAGGGAAAGUGCCAGGUGGCUGAAGUUUGAGGAGGACGUGGAGGACGGAGGAGAGCGAUGGAGUAAACCCUACGUAGCCACGCUGUCUCUCCACAGCCUGUUUGAGCUGCGAAGCUGCAUUAUCAACAGCACUGUGCUGCUCGACAUGAGGGCUAAUACCAUUGAAGAGAUUGCAGACAUGGUCUUGGACCACCAGGAGUUAUACUCACCACUGGGAGACGAGCUCAGACAGAGAGUGCGUGAAACACUGCUGAAGCAGCACCAUCACCAGAACCAGAAGAAGCUGGCUAAUCGCCUGCCGAUUGUACGCUCCUUUGCUGACAUGGGUCGACGGACAUCGGAGCUCCACUUGGACAAGAAUGGUCAGAUGACAGCCUCCCAGUCUCAUUUAGCAAAUCCAGACGGGAAAGGGGACAUAAGUAGAGAGAACAGUUCUGUGGACUUCAGCAAGAUAGACCUUCAUUUCAUGAAGAAGAUCCCAGCAGGGGCCGAGGCGUGUAACGUGUUAGUGGGAGAGCUGGAAUUUCUGACCAAGCCGGUAGUGGCAUUUGUCCGCCUUUCACCGGCGGUCCUGCUCAGUGGGCUGGCUGAAGUCCCCAUCGCCACAAGGUUUCUGUUCAUUAUUUUAGGGCCCCUGGGUAGAGGGCCUCAGUAUCAUGAAAUUGGAAGAUCCAUUGCAACACUUAUGACAGAUGAGGUGUUCCAUGAUGUUGCGUAUAAAGCUAAAGACCGAAAUGAUCUGAUCGCUGGGAUUGAUGAAUUCCUCGAUCAAGUGACAGUCCUUCCUCCAGGAGAGUGGGACCCAUCCAUUCGGAUAGAACCACCGAAAAAUGUACCUUCUCAGGAGAAAAGGAAGAAAAGUAACAUUUUACCAAAUGGAUUAGUAGAGGGCGAGGAGGAAGAGGAGGAAGAUGGCCACGGAGGUCCAGAACUGCAGCGUACUGGAAGGUGGUUUGGUGGUCUUUUCCUCGACAUCAAGCGCAAGGCACCCCACUACCUGUCCGACUACACUGAUGCUUUUAGUUUACAGUGUGUGGCCUCUUUCCUUUUCCUCUACUGUGCCUGCAUGUCUCCUGUCAUCACCUUUGGAGGACUACUGGGCGAGGCAACAGAAGGACGCAUAAGUGCAAUUGAGUCAUUGUUUGGAGCCUCACUGACUGGAAUAGCGUAUUCCCUGUUUGCAGGGCAGCCCCUUACCAUUCUGGGAAGCACUGGGCCAGUGCUUGUUUUUGAAAAGAUAUUGUUCAAAUUCUGCAAGGAGUACGGCCUGUCCUACCUGUCUCUGAGAACCUGCAUUGGUCUCUGGACAGCUGUCCUCUGUCUCAUUCUGGUGGCUACAGAUGCAAGUUCCCUCGUUUGUUACAUCACACGUUUUACAGAGGAAGCCUUCGCCUCACUCAUCUGCAUCAUCUUCAUCUACGAGGCCUUGGAGAAACUUGUCCACCUGGGAGACCACUAUCCCUUUAACAAGAACAACAACCUUGACAAACUCACCAUGUACUCAUGUUCAUGCGUUGAGCCUUCCGACCCCUCCAAUGCCACCCUGAAGUAUUGGGAGAUCACCAACGUCACUGCCUCAGAAAUCUACUGGGAAGCACUGGAGACCAAGGAUUGUAUUGAAAAGCGCGGGGAGUUUGUGGGCAGCGCUUGCGGCCCUAAUGGCCCUUACGUUCCCGAUGUCCUAUUCUGGUGUGUCCUUCUCUUCUUUUCCACCGUCCUCAUGUCCGCCUUCCUCAAGGAGUUCAAGUUCAGCAAUUACUUUCCCACAAAGGUGAGAUCCAUCAUCAGUGACUUUGCUGUUUUCUUCACCAUCCUGACCAUGGUCUUAAUUGACUAUGCCUUAGGGAUCCCCUCUCCAAAGCUAAAGGUUCCCAGUGUGUUUAAGCCAACCAGAGAUGAUCGAGGUUGGUUCAUCAGCCCUCUGGGGCCCAACCCCUGGUGGACCACAAUCAUCACUGUGUUCCCAGCUCUGCUGUGCACCAUCCUCAUCUUCAUGGACCAGCAGAUCACAGCUGUCAUCAUCAACAGGAAGGAACACAAACUCAAGAAAGGCUGUGGGUAUCACUUGGAUCUGUUCAUGGUGGGGCUGAUGCUCGGCGUGUGCUCUUUGAUGGGCUUGCCCUGGUUCGUAGCAGCCACCGUCCUCUCCAUCAGCCACGUCAACAGCCUGAAGCUCGAGUCAGAGUGCUCAGCUCCUGGAGAGCAGCCCAAGUUCCUCGGCAUCAGAGAGCAACGCUUCACCGGCCUCAUGAUCUUCACCCUCAUGGGCUGCUCCGUCUUCAUGACAUCUGUCCUCAAGUUCAUUCCUAUGCCUGUAUUGUACGGAGUAUUCCUUUACAUGGGGGCAUCUUCUCUCAGAGGCAUUCAGUUCUUUGAUCGCCUGAGACUGUUCGGCAUGCCAGCUAAGCACCAGCCGGACUUCAUCUAUUUACGCCAUGUACCCCUGAGGAAGGUGCACCUCUUUACCAUCAUCCAGCUCACCUGUUUGAUUCUGCUCUGGGUCAUCAAGACCUCCAAGGCUGCUAUUGUCUUUCCCAUGAUGGUGUUGGCUCUGGUGUUUAUCAGGAAGCUAAUGGACUGUUUCUUCACCUUGAGAGAGUUGAGCUGGCUGGAUGACCUCAUGCCAGAGAGCAAGAAAAAGAAGCUUGAGGAUGCUGAAGAGGAGGAGCAGAGUAUACUGGCAGAAGAUGAGGGAGUUGUUCAAGUGCCAUUAGAAGAAAACAAGGGAAUACCCAUCAUCAAUAUCACAGAUGAAAUGUCAAAAGGUUCUUUUGGAAAUACUUGGACUGCCAACAGCUAA
Anoplopoma fimbria (sablefish) is the source of this 5067-nucleotide messenger RNA. Its product is annotated as sodium-driven chloride bicarbonate exchanger-like. The record is from RefSeq and is a predicted model, not a curated record. Gene Ontology annotation, molecular function: sodium:bicarbonate symporter activity; monoatomic anion transmembrane transporter activity; DNA-binding transcription factor activity. Gene Ontology annotation, cellular component: plasma membrane; nucleus; basolateral plasma membrane. Gene Ontology annotation, biological process: monoatomic anion transport; bicarbonate transport; transmembrane transport. NCBI's taxonomy places the organism in Eukaryota, Metazoa, Chordata, Actinopteri, Perciformes, Anoplopomatidae.